Molecule: messenger RNA, 2673 nt
Organism: Corvus hawaiiensis (hawaiian crow)
Lineage: Eukaryota; Metazoa; Chordata; Aves; Passeriformes; Corvidae
Gene: AANAT
Product: aralkylamine N-acetyltransferase
Exons: 4
Coding region: 1352-1969 (205 amino acids)
Biological process (GO): circadian rhythm; melatonin biosynthetic process; response to light stimulus
Cellular component (GO): cytoplasm
Molecular function (GO): aralkylamine N-acetyltransferase activity
Source: RefSeq, a predicted model, not a curated record
AGAUGCUGAGAGAGCUGCUAAAUGCAAAUCCAGGCACACUGCUGUGGCUCUAAUUUAAUGGAGUUGUUGACCCUCUGCAGCUGUGUGGGGAGCAGGAAGAGAGACACAGCUAAAACUGUGGAAUGCAGCAUCCCUGCUUGACUAUUCCAGCCACGGGCCAACCUCUGCUUUGCUGGGCUGCUUUAAUGGCUGGGAGUUGCUCCAAAAAGCCAUUUCUGAAGAGUAGAAAGCUGCUGGGUCAUACUUCUGUUUUGAUUCCACGAAAAAGCUUAAAAGAGAGAGAUAAGGGCGUAGCUCCAGGUCACUUUGCCCAUGGCUGGAAGCUAAAGCAGGUCCAGAGCUGCCCUGGAAAUGUCUCCAGUGGAGCAAAGCCAGCUCUGCCCUCUGCUCCAGGCUUCUUUCAGGACUGCAUCUGCUUCCCAAUGAUAAUGAUGAUGCCGACAUCACGCUCCCGCCUGGGAUAAUCUCCCUUUUAUUACACGUGUCCUGAUGGGGACAAACAUUGCUGGCUCUGCCUGUCCGGUUUCUUAUGUAACAGCACCCACGGACAGAGGGCUUGGGGGAGAGAUGGGGGAGAGAUGCUUGGGUUUUGGAAUAAGUUCCUCGGACAAGAAACCUUAUGUCUGACUCCCCAUCCUACAUGGAAUCAGAUGAUUCCCCUGAGAAACUUCCCCCCACUCAAGCCCAAGCAAUGAUCACGCCCGGCACAACCAGCAGCCUCCCCAUCCUUCCCCAAAGAAAGCUCAUCCACUCUGGGCAGGGCUGCCUUUGGCUUCUUAUGGGCUCCUGAUGCUGUUGGAGAGGUCAGGAUCAGGUACAGGACAGUGCUGCCUGUCCUGGCUGAGUCCCCUGCUCUCCCUGCCCGGCCCUCAGAGCAGGGCAAUCAGCUAAAUGCUUUAUCCCUCUGCAGCCAGUCACGCCAGGGAAAAAAAACCAACAGACCCUGAAGUGAUCCCUUUGCUGGCCUGUCACCUUAAAGCUUCUCACCUCUCCCCGUCUUUCAUCGGAGUUCUAAACUCCUUAGGAUGUCAUCACGUGCUCCAUAAAUAACAAAUAUAUACAAGCAGGGGCUGUGGAGGAUGCAGCAGACAGUGGAGGGAAGGCAAAAUCCCACAUCCUCCUCUCCAGCCAGCGCUGAGACGGCACCCCCGGAGCCAGGCGGGCAGGGAGCGGCGUGGGCUCCCCGGCUGGUGCUUCCGCUGGCUCACGGUGCUGCAGGAGCUUGGCCGGAAUAAAGGGCGUGGGAGCCGGCAGAGGCUGCCCCGAACAGAGGGAGCCAGGCAGGGGGAGGAGGAGGAGGAGGAGGAGGAGGAGAAGGAGGAGAAGGAGGAGAAGGAGGAGGACGGGGAGGAUGUCGGCGCUCAGCGCGUUGCCCUUCCUGAAGCCGGUCCACCUGCGGUCACCCCGCAGCUCGCCCGGGGGCCAGCGCCGGCACACGCUGCCCGCCAGCGAGUUCCGCUGCCUCAGCCCCGAGGACGCGGUCAGCGUGUUCGAGAUCGAGCGCGAAGCCUUUAUAUCGGUCUCUGGGGACUGUCCCCUGCACCUGGAUGAGAUCCGCCACUUUCUGAACCUGUGCCCAGAGCUGUCCCUCGGCUGGUUUGAGGAAGGGCGGCUCGUGGCGUUCAUCAUCGGCUCCCUCUGGGACCAGGAGAGGCUCAGCCAGGCAGCGCUGACCCUGCACAAGCCGCAGGGCUCGGCCGUGCACAUCCACGUGCUGGCCGUGCACCGCACCGUCCGCCAGCAGGGCAAGGGCUCCAUCCUGAUGUGGCGCUACCUGCAGCACCUGCGCUGCCUGCCCUUCGCCCGCCGCGCCCUGCUCAUGUGCGAGGCCUUCCUCGUGCCCUUCUACCAGAAGUGCGGCUUCGAGGCGCUGGGGCCCUGCGAGGUGACGGUGAAGGACCUGGCCUUCGUGGAGAUGCAGCACCCCGUGCGGGGACACGCCUUCAUGCGCAGGAACAGCGGCUGCUGAGCCGCCUCUGCUCCGGCCUGCCUGCGGGGACGAGAGGCUGCAGCCCCUCUCCGUCCCCACCACUGUGAUGCAUCUUCCCCACCUGGCCCUGGCUGCAGCUACUCCCUCUGCCACAUCUGCCUUCCAGCCACAUCAGCCUGGCCCCACGCCAUCCCUGCGGGGCUGGGGACAGAGAUUCCUGCCAGGUCCUGCUGGAAGCAUCAGCUCCCUGGGCUCUGCCUUAGCCAGGGCUGCGCUGGCGGGUCUGGGUGGGCUGCAGGGCCAUGAGCCCCCUGGGAUGGAAAGGCUUUGCCCUGGGAAGGGCUGGGGGCUCUGCUGGUUUGAGGGCACCUCCACCCACCGCAGUUUGCUGAGACACCCAGCACAGCCCCCACAAACAAUGUGCCCCAGCCUGGCACCCCUUUCCACCACCAUCACCACCACGAGCAGAGCACACCAUGGCCAAGCCCUCCCUGAACAGCCCCCAGACCAGGCAGGGAUCCUGGCAGCCACCCCCCUGCCCACAGACAUCUUUCCAGAGCCCUUGGAGCACAUUCCCAGCCCACAGCCACCCGCAGCUGCACACUGCAGAGCCUCCCCAGGGAACCAGUCCAAACCACUUGGUCCUCCCUGUCCCAGACCCACAGCCGGCCCAGGACAAGCCUUCUGCAAACAACUCAGGUUGUUGGAAAGCAGCAAAUAAAAGAUGUGGUGGUGAUUUUCUA